Lecanosticta acicola is the source of this 570-nucleotide messenger RNA. NCBI's taxonomy places the organism in Eukaryota, Fungi, Ascomycota, Dothideomycetes, Mycosphaerellales, Mycosphaerellaceae. The record is from the annotation of a GenBank genome assembly.
AUGCGCAUCCCGUACGCUCCCAAAGAACCAGCAGACCCAACGCCGCAGAACCAAGCAAUCUACGACCGCAUCGCCGAACGACGGAAGCCUCGUCCUCUGAUCCCUCUCGACCUCGCAUUACUCCACAAUCCGGCGAUAGCGGAUGGCUACAACGCCCUUCUGGGUGCGAUUCGGACCAAAUCGUCUCUCUCGCAGGCGCUUGCCGAAUUGAGCAUCUGUUACAUUGCCAUAUUGAAUGGCGCGGUAUAUGAGUGGACUGCACAUGCGCCGCUGGCGCUGAAAGCGGGCGUGGAAAGGGAUAAGCUACGGGCCUUGCUUGACGGCGGGAAACCGAGCUGGGAAGGUUGGAGCGCCGAGGAGAAAGAUGUGCUCGAAUUCACGGAGCAGAGUACCAUCCAAGUAAGAGUGGACGACGCACUGUUUGAUAGGAUUAAGAGCAGGUUCUCGGACCAAGAAGUGAUGGAGCUGACAAUCACUGUGGCGGGAUACAACAUGGUCAGCAGAUUCUUGGUCGCAUUGGACGUGACUGAAAGCAAUGGCAAGGAAAUGGAGAUGCCUGCAGAGCAAUGA